UGCGGAGCCGCCGCUGGGGCGUGAGUGGCCUGAGCAGGGGCCACGUCCGCGUCUUCCCGCCGGCUGCCAGGCAGGGGCCAUGGGCCGCCCGUGCCCUGCGCCGCGGCUCCGCGCGCUAUUGCUGUUCCUCGCGCUGCUGCUGCCGCUCGCCUGCGCCUGGGACAGCGGCGACCUGGAGCUUUUCGACCUGGUGGAAGAGGUGCCGCAAAACUUCUACGGCUUCCUGGGGCUGCCGCAGGAUGCUUCAUCUGCAGACAUUAGGAAAGCAUAUCGCAAGCUUUCACUAACUUUACACCCAGACAAGAACAAGGAUGAAAAUGCAGAAACCCAGUUUAGACAAUUGGUGGCUAUCUAUGAGGUUUUAAAGGAUGAAGAGAGAAGGAAGAGGUAUGAUGAUAUUCUGAUCAAUGGACUACCAGAUUGGCGACAGCCUGUAUUCUACUACAGGCGGGUGAGAAAAAUGAGCAAUGCUGAGCUGGCAUUACUCUUGUUCAUUAUUCUCACAGUGGGUCAUUAUGCUGUGGUUUGGUCAAUCUACCUGGAAAAACAGCUGGAUGAACUGCUUAGCAAAAAAAAGAGAGAUAAGAAGAAAAAGACAGGAGGCAGGAGUACAGAUGAAGUAAAACUUGGGGCUGCUGACAAAAACGAAAGAUCAUUGGAAAAACCACAGUGGCGUGAUUUGCUUCCGUGCAAGUUGGGAAUUUGGUUCUGUCUUACUGUAAAAGCAUUACCUCAGCUGUUGCAGGAUGCCAGACAAUUAUAUGUAGAAUAUAAAGAAACAAAAAUGAAGGCGAGAGAAGAUGCCCUGGCUAAAGCUGAACUUGAAACACUUCUGAAGGAGAAGAAACCUAAAGUCAAGAAACCAAAGUCUGAAUUCCCUAUAUAUACUCCUUCAGAGUCCAAUGCAUAUAUACCAUCAUAUGAACAUGGAGCUUCUAUUGAAGAGAUUGAGGAACAGAUGGAUUAUUGGUUGGAGAAUAAGAACAGAACAUACAAAAAAAAGGCACCUGAAUGGACAGAAGAGGACCUUAGCCAGCUGACAAGAAGUAUGGUUAAGUUCCCAGGGGGGACCCCAGGUCGAUGGGAAAAGAUUGCUCAUGAAUUGGGUCGAUCAGUGCCAGAUGUUACCAUGAAGACCAAGCAAUUGAAGGAAUCUGUUACACAUACUCCAGGAAUUGUUAGACUCUCUGAGCUUAAAAACUUGGCCCAGAAUUCCAGAAAUGCCAAAACCAACAUGGAUUUGCCAGACCAUAUAAUUACGCAGCGAGAAAUAGAUGAGGAGGAGAAAGAGGAGGAGAACUAUAAUCAUGACCCAGAACAGAUGGUUAUUCCAGCAGAUCACAGAGAGACCAUGACAAGCGAAACCAGAUACCGCAAGCGAAGAACAGCCAAAGCAUCUGAAAUAACUCUAGCAACGAUGAAAGAGGUGGCAGAAGAUAAAUGCAGGGGAAAGCGUCAGAGAGACUUUGACUACACAGAACAGGAUGAAUUUAGCGAUGAUGAGACCAGAAAAAAAGAGAGAAGCCACAAUUCUGAAGAAUUGUGGACUCAAAAUCAACAGAAACUUCUUGAACUAGCCUUACAGCAGUACCCAAAGGGAACAUCAGACCGCUGGGAUAAGAUAGCAAAAUGCGUCCCAGGAAAAAGUAAGGAAGAGUGUGUGGCAAGAUACAAGUUGCUUGUUGAACUGGUACAAAAGAAGAAAAUGGCUAAAAGCUGAAUCUUCUGAGCAGAAGAGUUUUAUUUCUAUUUUUCAGAAUGAGAUUAUAUUUUAAAUCUCAUGUGCAGAAGUUUGCAUUUUUGUACCGCAGUAUUUCUGUCAUGUGCCUUAGUAAAUGAAAAUAUCAAUAAAUUUUAUGCCAUCUUGCUUCACCAUUUUCGGUGUUAAAGAAUUUAAAUGUAUUUUUGUUUUGGGGAGAUAUUUAUAAAGACAUCUUAUUGCAUAUGUCUUGGAAAUUGAGGAUCUUCUUAAAGAUCUACCAUAGUUUUGGACAAGGCCUAUUGUAUAGAAGGCCUAAAGGGAAUAUAUUCAAGGGUUAAUAGAAGGCAUAGUAAAAGGGGAAGUUUGUUAUGCACAAGUUUUAAAGCAUCUAAUGGCUUAAGGGGGGAGGUGAACUUUGCAAUAGGUUAAGAAAUAGCUUGGCUAAUAGGGGAGGGAGUUUUACCAAGAAACAGGUUGCUGACACUCCUGGGGUCACGUCUUGCUGACCAUCUGGAAGGGGGUGGGGACGUUCCGAGAAACUGACCCUGUGGCAAGCCCAAAUUUGGAAAUGGUCUAAACUGCCUGAUUCAUGCGUGUUGGAAGUCAGUCAAAAAGGGUAAAAAGGAUGGCCGGAUAGAUCCAUCGGGGCAAUCAGUCGGUGAACUGGCUGUCAAGGGACGAAGGUACUAGGGGACACAUCCCCACCAUGUGAGAUCUGCUGGCACUGGAAUCCUAAGACUAGCUGGAGCCACUGUUUGCCCAGUCUUAGCAAUUGGACUGUCCCUGAGGGGGGAUGAGAUUCUGAGUUGCAGUACUCUGCUUGAAAAUCCUUACCUGACACAUCCCCACCAUGGGAGAUCAGGAAUAGGUGGAUCAACAGGGCUGUGAUCUCGGGCCUCAUCUCGGGCCAACGGGAGAAAAGGGGGUGGGAAAUCUGAACCCUCUGAACGACUAGCCGUAGGGCAGCGGGAAUCAGAGGAAUUAAGAGGACUUGCCAAAAAAAGGGCCUGAUCAGGUUUUAGAGCUUUCAAGUGGGGCCUUGGAGAAGUCGGGCUUGAACAGGUGAAGGAGUGACCAGCCGGAACUCCCCAAAUUCACCAGGUAAAAGUCGGGGGCGUAUUCAGGGAGUGGGCUGCUGUGCUGCUUGAAACUAAGCUCAAGAAAUAAAGGGGGAUUUUUCUAGCGAUAGAAUUACCGUGCCUUAAAAUUAUAGCAUGCUUGUAAGUGUUUAUGUGUAAUUGUCAGUGUUUAAUAAAACUAUUACCUGAUUUAACCAUA
Gopherus evgoodei (Goodes thornscrub tortoise) is the source of this 2980-nucleotide messenger RNA. It is a transcript of the gene DNAJC1, whose product is annotated as DnaJ heat shock protein family (Hsp40) member C1. Gene Ontology annotation, cellular component: endomembrane system. The record is from RefSeq and is a predicted model, not a curated record. Bases 80 to 1720 code for a protein of 546 amino acids. The transcript has 12 exons. NCBI's taxonomy places the organism in Eukaryota, Metazoa, Chordata, Testudines, Testudinidae.